AUUUUUCAGGUUGUAGACUCUGCCCAGCACUCAUUAUAGAGGGAGGUGAAUUCCAGUUUCGUUUCCUGAAUAAAUGACACGUCACUUCUCUGCAAACAGCAAUAUACUUUGUAACUGCUCACUCUGUGAGAAGAGCAAUAAUGGACGAGGACACAUGGAAAUCAAUAUUUGAGAAUGAUUUAGUAAGCAGAGGUGUCUCCGAUGUGUGGAACUUCUCUGUGGAUGAACAUUACCAGGAACGGAUGGGCUGGCUGCAGUAUGUACAAUGUUGUUAUGCCAGGUUUCGUUGCUCAAUCUGUGGUCGCUCCUGGGGUUCUUCAAAGGUUCACAUUUUUUUUCACAUGAGCCUGAAAAGACGAACCGGGGAGGUGAGGAUGUAUGUUUGCAAGCAAAAGUGCAAAAAGUGCACAGCUGCCAUGUAUGAGGAGCCUACUUUCCUGGUAGAGAACAUUGAGAUAGCUAUAGGCAAUUUGGUUAAUAAAAUAACCCAGAAAUUCUACAACUUGCCUAUAGACAAUUUGCCACGGAACUUUGUGACAGAUGGCAUGCAGGAUGGUCCUCAUGACUACAUCAACUGCGAGGGCUGUGCAUUGGGGAUUUGUAAAUACUACACAGACAUCCAAUAUUCCGACAAACGUACAUUUUUACCGAAGACAAUCAAUCAAGGAAGUAAACAGAAGAAGAAAAGAUUUCCUCGCUCUAACAUUAACUCUCGUCAUCAAGGUUCAUUGCAAUAUCUGGGCUCGGGAUUUUUGGAUGGAGGAGAAACUGGAGGGGAACAGAUCCCAUGGUGGAUUGUACUUUUGAUUUUACUAGUGAUUUUAUGGUUGACUUCACAUAAUUGAUAUACCAUCAGAUGAGCAAAGUGACUCAUCAGAACCCUGUUGUAUAAUACUGUAAAGAAACAUAAUUGCAUAGUAAUAAAAUCCCACACUCCAAAGA
Molecule: messenger RNA, 942 nt
Organism: Rana temporaria (common frog)
Lineage: Eukaryota; Metazoa; Chordata; Amphibia; Anura; Ranidae
Product: receptor-transporting protein 3-like
Exons: 2
Coding region: 141-845 (234 amino acids)
Biological process (GO): protein insertion into membrane; detection of chemical stimulus involved in sensory perception of bitter taste; protein targeting to membrane
Molecular function (GO): olfactory receptor binding
Source: RefSeq, a predicted model, not a curated record